Messenger RNA from Varroa destructor (honeybee mite), 943 nucleotides. It is a transcript of the gene RpS3A, whose product is annotated as ribosomal protein S3A. The record is from RefSeq and is a predicted model, not a curated record. Gene Ontology annotation, molecular function: structural constituent of ribosome. Gene Ontology annotation, biological process: translation. Gene Ontology annotation, cellular component: ribosome. NCBI's taxonomy places the organism in Eukaryota, Metazoa, Arthropoda, Arachnida, Mesostigmata, Varroidae.
ACAUCCGGUGCUGGUUCCUGUCUUUUCCCUGUGUGAGCUGAAAGAUGGCGGUCGGCAAGAACAAGGGACUUUCGAAGGGAGGCAAAAAAGGCCUUAAAAAAAAGAUCGUCGAUCCGUUCAGCCGUAAGGACUGGUAUGAUGUAAAGGCACCGUCGAUGUUUAGCAUCCGUAAUGUCGGCAAGACCCUAGUGAACCGUACACAGGGCACGAAGAUUGCUUCGGAUGGACUCAAGGGCCGCGUCUACGAGGUUUCCCAGGCCGAUCUUCAGACCGGUGAAGAUGCCUUUCGCAAGUUUAAGUUGGUCUGCGAGGAAGUACAGGGCCGUCAUUGUCUUACCAACUUCCACGGCAUGGAUCUGACCACUGAUAAGUUGCGUUCGAUGGUAAAAAAGUGGCAAACGCUGAUCGAGGCACAGGUUGACGUGCGUACCACGGACGGUUUCGUGCUCCGGCUAUUCUGCAUCGGUUUCACUAAAAAGGCUCAGAACCAGGUGAAGAAGACUUGCUACGCCCAGCAUGCGCAAGUUCGUGCCAUCCGUCGCAAAAUGGUUGAGAUUAUGCACCGUGAGGUUUCAUCGUCCGACCUGAAAGAGGUCGUAAACAAGCUCAUUCCCGAGGCGAUUGGCAAGGACAUCGAGAAGAACUGCAUUAUGAUUUAUCCGCUUCACGAUGUGCACAUCCGCAAGGUGAAAGUGCUGAAGAAGCCUAAGUUUGAUAUGGGCAAACUUCUGGAGAUGCAUGGUGAAGGCAAAGGCACCUCAGGCGGGGGCAAGAGUACUGAUGGAAUGGCUGUAGACCGGCCAGACAAUUACGAGCCGCCAGUGCUUGAGGACGUCUAAAUCCAAGAGCACAUCUAAACGGGGAAGAUGUCUGUAAAAGAUAGUUCUGGCUGCGUUUAUCCUGAGCAAUCUUAAGGUAUCAGUGAAUAAAAAAAAAAAUAGCA